CGAGCGAGCGGCCUGAGCAGCCCCAGCCCGUGACACCGUCUGGACCACGCGCCACUACAAGCUUCCCAGCAUGGAGAGCGAAUGCCGGGUGCUCUCCAUCCAGAGCCAUGUUGUCCGCGGCUACGUGGGCAACAGAGCGGCCAUGUUCCCUCUGCAGGUUUUGGGAUUUGAGGUUGAUGCCGUGAACUCUGUGCAGUUUUCAAACCAUGCAGGCUAUGCCCAUUGGAAGGGGCAGGUGCUGAAAUCCCAGGAACUGCAUGAUCUGUAUGAAGGCCUCAAGGUGAACGGUGUCAACAAGUAUGACUACGUGCUCACUGGUUACACGAGAGACACAUCCUUCCUGGCCAUGGUAGUGGACAUUGUGCAGGAGCUGAAGCAACAGAACUCUCGACUCGUGUAUGUGUGUGACCCUGUGAUGGGAGACAAGUGGAACGGGGAAGGCUCCAUGUAUGUGCCCCAGGACCUGCUUCCCGUGUACAGGGACAAAGUGGUUCCGGUGGCAGACAUCAUCACUCCCAACCAGUUUGAGGCUGAGUUGCUGAGUGGCAGAAAGAUCCACAGCCAGGAAGAAGCAUUCGAGGUGAUGGACUUGCUGCACUGUAUGGGUCCUGACACUGUGGUCAUCACCAGCUCUGACCUGCCCUCCCCACAGGGCAACGACUACCUGAUCGCGCUGGGCAGCCAGAGGAUGAGGAAGCCAGAUGGCUCCACGGUGACCCAGCGUAUCAGGCUGGAGAUGCACAAGGUGGACGCUGUCUUUGUGGGCACCGGGGACCUCUUCGCCGCCAUGCUUCUGGCGUGGACACACAAGCACCCAGACAAUCUCAAGGUGGCCUGUGAGAAAACAGUGUCUGCCAUGCAGCACGUCCUGCAGAGGACCAUCCGGUGUGCAAAAGCUGAAGCAGGAGAAGGACAGAAGCCCAGCCCGGCUCAGCUGGAGCUGAGGAUGGUCCAGAGCAAAAAGGACAUCGAGGACCCCGAGAUCGUCGUGCAGGCCACGGUGCUGUGAGGGUCAUGCACGCUCGCCCUGACACGCAGCGAGCUGAGGUGUCUGUCUCCAUCCCUGUGAAAAGCUGUAACGUCUGCCUUAGAGCCGUGACUGAAACUUGACAUUGUGUUCCUUCCUGAGGGUCGGGUCUCAGCCAGUCUCUAUCGUGAAAAUGUGCCAUUGUGCUAUUUUUUUUUAAAAAAUGACAAAGCCGUUGUAGAAAUAUGUGAUUCAGACCCAUGGCCCCUUCCCCAAAGGCUCUGGGCCUCUGACUGCCUCCUGUUGCCUCAUAGGUAUGUGGAAGGUAGGUGGGGGAGGCCUGCCUGCUGCCUCUGGAUCUUUCUUUCUGUUGGCCACUAGCUGCCAUUGUCCCAUGUGUCUACACAACCCCUGAUUGUGUAUAGACUCUGCUCCCUGUGUCUUUAAAACCGGGUUAGGUCUUAACCGUUGGCAUCUGAAGAAUCCGCCAAAUAUCUUCAUUGCCAUUUUCGUCCUUCCCUUGUUCCUGCAUUAGAGUUUCUGUGUGUCUCUGCUGCUCUUUGGGUGACAUCUCGAAUGUCAGAUAUAUGCAGCUGUUGGACUGUGUGGAAAGGUUUCCUAUUCUCAUGGCUGGGUAGGCUCACAAGCAUGUGGUCACUGACAGGAACCUUGUAAGGAAGCAGAACAUUCCAGAGCAUCUGCAGCCACCUGGGCCUCUGCAGGUUCUCCUGUCACUUGGGAGCAAAUUCUAGGAAACUGACCAACAUGGUGUUGGGCUGCUGAGCGCAGGGCAGCUUGGGA
Molecule: messenger RNA, 1768 nt
Organism: Arvicanthis niloticus (Nile rat)
Lineage: Eukaryota; Metazoa; Chordata; Mammalia; Rodentia; Muridae
Product: pyridoxal kinase-like
Biological process (GO): pyridoxal 5'-phosphate salvage
Cellular component (GO): cytosol
Molecular function (GO): pyridoxal kinase activity
Source: RefSeq, a predicted model, not a curated record